Molecule: messenger RNA, 4498 nt
Organism: Manis javanica (Malayan pangolin)
Lineage: Eukaryota; Metazoa; Chordata; Mammalia; Pholidota; Manidae
Gene: TNK2
Product: tyrosine kinase non receptor 2
Biological process (GO): negative regulation of epidermal growth factor receptor signaling pathway; signal transduction; regulation of keratinocyte differentiation
Molecular function (GO): protein serine/threonine/tyrosine kinase activity; protein binding; ATP binding
Source: RefSeq, a predicted model, not a curated record
GCAAAUUGGCUGCCAGGGGUGCAGGAGGGGCAGGUGGUGCGGGCUGUCCAGGAAACUUACCUGGACGGGAAGCGCGCCCAGGAGGGAGCGGGGCCCCCUGAGGGGCAUAGAAUCCGGAGGCGCCGGCGGCGGAGGAGGUGGUAAACCCACAGGCCGGCUGCCCAGCACCAGGAUCGCUCCAGGGCCAGGGAGACCUCAAGAUGUAGGGCCUUGGGGACUGGAGAGCAGAAGAGCGCUGUGAACCUGGGAGCGUUGGGACCACUGCCCCAGAUCAGGCAGUGUCCAUCCGGAUCCUCAUCUGCUACCCCUCUGGACAUCAUCGGAGCUGAGUCUGCAGGGAGGCAGCAGAGCCCCAGUGACCCAAGCAGGGGGUCCAGCUCGUGGAGAUGCCAGCAGCUCGUCGGUUCCCUGGCCUAGAGCUCUCCUUCCCUCUCCUGGCCAGACUACGGCGACGACUAUACACAAGGCUAGGGAGCAGCGGCAUGCAGCCAGAGGAGGGCACAGGUUGGCUGCUGGAGCUGCUGUCUGAGGUGCAGCUGCAACAGUAUUUCCUGAGGCUUCGCGAUGAUCUCAACGUCACCCGCCUGUCCCACUUUGAGUAUGUCAAGAAUGAGGACCUGGAGAAGAUUGGCAUGGGCCGGCCUGGCCAGCGGCGACUGUGGGAGGCUGUGAAGAGGAGGAAGGCCAUGUGCAAACGCAAGUCCUGGAUGAGCAAGGUGUUCAGUGGAAAGCGACUGGAGGCUGAGUUUCCCCCUCAUCACUCUCAGAGCACCUUCCGGAAGACCUCGCCCACGCCGGGGGGCCCAGGGGAGGGGCCUCUGCAGAGCCUCACCUGCCUCAUUGGGGAGAAGGACCUGCAUCUCUUCGAGAAGCUGGGAGAUGGCUCCUUUGGUGUGGUGCGCAGGGGCGAGUGGGAUGCCCCCUCGGGGAAGACAGUGAAUGUGGCUGUGAAGUGCCUGAAGCCCGAUGUGCUAAGCCAGCCAGAGGCCAUGGAUGACUUCAUUCGGGAGGUCAAUGCCAUGCAUUCGCUUGACCACCGAAACCUCAUUCGCCUGUACGGUGUGGUGCUCACGCCGCCCAUGAAGAUGGUGACAGAGCUGGCGCUUCUGGGAUCGCUGUUGGACCGGCUGCGCAAGCAUCAGGGCCACUUCCUCCUGGGCACUCUGAGCCGCUAUGCCGUGCAGGUAGCUGAGGGGAUGGGCUACCUGGAGUCCAAGCGCUUUAUUCACCGUGACCUGGCUGCCCGAAAUCUGCUAUUGGCCACCCGCGACCUGGUGAAGAUUGGGGACUUCGGGCUGAUGCGGGCACUGCCCCAGAAUGAUGAUCACUAUGUCAUGCAGGAGCAUCGCAAGGUGCCCUUUGCCUGGUGUGCCCCUGAGAGCCUGAAGACGCGCACCUUCUCCCAUGCUAGCGACACCUGGAUGUUUGGGGUGACGCUGUGGGAGAUGUUCACGUAUGGUCAGGAGCCCUGGAUUGGCCUCAAUGGCAGCCAGAUCCUGCAUAAGAUUGACAAAGAGGGGGAACGUCUCCCGCGGCCAGAAGACUGCCCUCAGGACAUCUACAAUGUCAUGGUUCAGUGCUGGGCUCAUAAGCCAGAAGACAGACCCACCUUUGUGGCCCUGAGGGAUUUCCUGCUGGAGGCCCAGCCCACUGACAUGCGCGCCCUUCAGGACUUUGAGGAACCAGACAAGCUGCACAUCCAGAUGAAUGAUGUCAUCACUGUCAUCGAGGGGAGAGCUGAGAAUUACUGGUGGCGUGGGCAGAACACACGGACGCUGUGUGUGGGGCCUUUCCCUCGCAACGUGGUGACCUCCGUGGCCGGCCUGUCGGCCCAGGAUAUCAGCCAGCCUCUGCAGAAUAGCUUCAUCCACACAGGGCAUGGCGACAGUGACCCCCGCCACUGCUGGGGCUUCCCCGACAAGAUUGACGAACUCUAUCUGGGAAACCCAAUGGACCCUCCUGACCUUAUAAGUGUGGAACUGAGCAUCUCCCAACCCGCCCAGCAUCUGGGAAGGGUAAAAAGGGAGCCUCCACCUCGCCCACCUCAGCCUGCCUUCUUCGCUCAGAGUAAGUGGGGCUGCUCUGGAUGCCUUGGCCCCUGCCCCCUCUCUCCUCGCAUCCCUCUCCUCCUGGAAGAACCAACCUAUGAUCCUGUGAGUGAGGACCAAGACCCUCUGUCCAGUGACUUCAAGAGGCUGGGCCUCCGGAAGCCAGGCCUGCCCCGCGGGCUGUGGCUCGCGAAGCCCUCAGCUCGGGUGCCAGGCACCAAGGCAGGCCGUGGGGGCGGGGGCGAGGUCACGCUCAUCGACUUCGGUGAGGAGCUCGUGGUUCCGGCUCCACGGCCCUGUGCACCCUCCCUGGCGCAGCUGGCCAUGGACGCCUGCUCCUUGCUGGACAAGACCCCGCCGCAGAGCCCCACACGGGCACUGCCCCGGCCUCUCCACCCCACGCCUGUGGUGGACUGGGAUGCACGCCCGCUGCCCCCACCUCCCUCCUACGAUGAUGUGGCCCAGGAUGAGGAUGACUUUGAGGUCUGCUCCAUCAACAGCACCCUGGUGGGUGCAGGAGUCUCUGCUGGGCCCAGCCAGGGCGAGACCAAUUACGCCUUUGUGCCUGAGCAGGCACAGCUUCUCCCUGCACUAGAGGACAACUUGUUCCUCCGGCCCCAGGGUGCGAGCAAGACGCCCACUUCUGCCCAGACUGCCGAGAUCUUCCAGGCGCUGCAGCAGGAGUGCAUGCGGCAGCUGCAUGCCCCAGCUGGCUCACUGGGCCCCCCACCCAGCCCGCUGGGUGAUGACAAGCCCCAGGUGCCCCCUCGGGUACCCAUUCCCCCGAGGCCCACACGCCCUCGGGGAGAGCUGUCUCCAGCCCCCUCAGCUGAGGAGGAGGUGGGGCGAUGGCCUGGACCUGCCUCCCCUCCGCAGGUGCCCCCCAGGGAACCCCUGUCCCCUCAAGGCUCGAGGACCCCCAGCCCUUUGGUGCCACUGAGCAGCUCCCCACUGUCACUCCGGCUCUCAAGCUCACCUGGGAAGACCAUGCCCACCACCCAGAGCUUUGCCUCAGACCCCAAGUAUGCCACACCCCAGGUGAUCCAGGCUCCUGGCCCCCGGCCCAGCCCCUGUAUCCUGCCCAUUGUCCGUGAUGGGAAGAAGGUCAGCAGCACCCACUACUACCUGCUGCCUGAGCGCCCGUCCUACCUGGAGCGCUACCAGCGCUUCCUGCGUGAGACCCAGAGCCCCGAGGAGCCUGCCCCCCCACCCGGGCCCCUGCUGCUGCCCCCACCCAGCACCCCAGCCCCUGCUGCCCCUACAGCCACUGUUCGGCCGAUGCCCCAGGCUUCCCCUGACCCCAAGGCCAACUUCACAAACAGCAACCCAGGGGCCCAGCCACCAGCCCUGAGGGCCACUGCUCGGCUGCCACAGAGGGGCUGCCCUGGGGACGGGCCAGAGGCUGUGCGGCCAGCAGACAAGAUCCAGAUGCUGCAGGCUAUGGUGCAUGGGGUGACCACAGAGGAGUGCCAGGCGGCCCUGCAGAGCCACAGCUGGAGCAUGCAGAGGGCUGCCCAGUAUCUGAAGGUAGAGCAGCUCUUUGGGUUGGGUCUGCGGCCACGAAGCGAGUGCCACAAAGUGCUGGAGAUGUUUGACUGGAACCUGGAGCAAGCUGGCUGCCACCUCCUGGGCUCCUGCGGCCCCACCCACCACAAGCGCUGAGAUGUCUGGAGAGCCAGAGGGUCUGCCCUGAAGGAAUCACUUUGAGCCUGUCCAUCUGACAAGGGUGGGAGAUGCCCUGCUCAGGCCUGGAGGACCUGCUUCCUCCACUGCUUCUAGUGGCACAGUGAAGCCAAGGCAGCAGGAGGCUUGGAGCCCUGCGUUGCCUGUCCCUCCCUCCCCCAGUGCCGUCCCUGCGAUGUCAGUUCAGCCCUCAGUGCCCCCAGCCAAGUGGGGGAAGGAGCCCCAGGAAGGCAGGCCUGCGGGUGGCCUUGGCAGCUGACCUGCCUCUGGCCCUAGUCCCUGGCUGGGCCUGUGUCUGGAGUGUGUCCCCAGGCCCUGCCAGUGGGGAAAAAGUGGGCUUGACCUGGGCAGGGAGGAUGUGUUGGCCACACAGAAAGGUGUACCAGCACCCAGCGGGCCCUUCUCAGGGCUGAGCCCUUUUCCAGGGAGCCCCUGGUGGGCAGUUGGGGUUUCAGACAGAAUGUGACUUGUCACCUCGUCAUGGACAUAUUAUGGGACUUGGCUGGUUGUAGGACCUUGUGUCUGGAAAUAGCCUGAGGUGCUCAGUAAGCAGAGCAAGGGUGCCAGAUUGUUUUCUGGUAGGGACCAGAGCCCAAAGCCCCUGGGUUAGAAGGAGACCAAGGGGGCAGCUGGCCGGGAGGGACACUCUGACCUAGCUCCUCCCCUGUGCUGUCCGUGUUUUCCCACCAGCCUUUGUCACCAAAGUUGCUGCCCCAGCUAUGGAUACCUGCUUCCAGAGAAAUAAAGUUAGUUUCUAUUUUAUGUUA